Messenger RNA from Cladophialophora psammophila CBS 110553, 1224 nucleotides. RefSeq lists its product as uncharacterized. Gene Ontology annotation, molecular function: O-methyltransferase activity. The record is from RefSeq and is a predicted model, not a curated record. Lineage: Eukaryota; Fungi; Ascomycota; Eurotiomycetes; Chaetothyriales; Herpotrichiellaceae. The transcript has 2 exons. The coding region runs from base 1 to 1224 and encodes 407 amino acids.
AUGAACUCGGCAAAUCCACAGGAACUCAUCCGCCUCGCCCGAGACCUUUCGGACGUUAUAAAAAGGGUCGAUUUUGAGUCGGGAUUGUCUGUGGCGCAGCGCGAGCGCAUUCUCUGUCUCAAUCAAGCAAUCAAAAACAAAGUGCAGCCUCCGGAGGACCACAUCAUCGCCACGGCCUUCACGAUCAAUCUCAACGUCUGCAUUCGUGCCUGUAUCGAACUCGGAGUGUUCGAUUUACUGCACUCCGCAGCCCCGAAUUCGCUCUCUGCCUCUGACGUUUCAAGGAUACUGAACGCGGAAGAACUACUGAUUAUUCGCUUCAUGCGAGGCGUCUGCUCCCUCAACUUUGCGACCGAGGUAGGACCAAACCGCUUUCUGGCCAACAACGUCACCCACGCCAUGGCCCAACCACCUCUGGCUGCAGGUUUUAGUCUCAUAUUCGACAAUGCCGCAAGACCGAAAAGCAACCUGUGGUCUCACAUGGAGCUCUUUCGCCAGCAGGGAUAUAAGAGCCCCUUCGACGCCAAGAAUGGGCCCUAUCAGCAUGCAAACGACUGUGUCGGCAAAACGACCUUCGAGCAUUGGAUGCUGGAUCCGGCAGAGAGCGCUCGAUUCAACACGUUUAUGAAAGGCGUCAGGGGAAGCCGGCCGAAUUGGUACACGUGGUUCGACGUCAAAAUGCUUCUCGAAAACGACCGCGAGGUAAGAGAUAAGGAAGUCUUCAUGGUCGACGUCGCCGGAGGGUAUGGGCACGAUUUGGACGCGUUUCUGCAAUGCCAUGGCGACCGGGUCCGAGGCCGGAUCAUUCUACAGGACCUCCCAGGCGUCAUCGAGGCCAUCGCGCCAGGUUCCAUCUCCGAGCGGAUUGAGAGACAGAAGCACGACUUCUUUCUCGCCCAGCCCGUCCACGGCGCCAGGAUAUACUUUAUGCAUAUGAUCAUGCACGACUGGCCUGAUGACGACUGUGUCAGAAUCCUGACCCACUUGAAGGACGCGAUGACAAGGGGCUACUCGCAGAUCCUGAUCAACGAUAUGAUUCUUCCUGACACGCAGUGUCCGUUGAUUGCAACCGGAAUGGACAUUACGAUGAUGGCGCACCAUUGCGGGGUGGAGAGGAAUGAAGAAAUGUGGAUGAGCCUGAUCGCCAAAGUUGGCGGCCUGGAACUGGUGAAGAUUUGGUACCCGCCCGAAGGGGAGGGGAUCGUUCAGAUCGCCAGAAAAUGA